Molecule: messenger RNA, 1539 nt
Organism: Fusarium sp. VM40
Lineage: Eukaryota; Fungi; Ascomycota; Sordariomycetes; Hypocreales; Nectriaceae
Source: the annotation of a GenBank genome assembly
AUGGCGCUCAAAGAAAAGGAAGGGGCUCACUUGAGCAGUGACAUUGACUUUAUCAAGACCCCGAAAGCGCCCACUAACACCCUCUCGACGGGUCAAAAUCCUGGGGUUCCCUUGACCAACUCCCCCGCCAUAAACAAUGCACCUCUUCCAGCCGAAGGUCCUGGGCACGAACAAUGGUCUAACCUCGUCCUCGGCGCCGUACUUGUGGGUAUCCCCCAGUGGCUUUCGUGGCAACUCGGCGGAGGCUUCAAGACGGCCCUUUUCCUCGCCGUUUUCACUACACUUCCAAUCUUGAUCGUCAUCUGGACUCUUAUGUCGAGAUACAGCCCGCGACUCAACGAUAACGUGAAGCUACCCGGUCGCCCGGUUGAAUUCUACCUAACGUUCAAGAAUGAACAACACCGAGCGCGAUGGAACGGCCGGCGUAAGAUCCCGAUGAACAAAUUCUUCGAGCUCUAUUUCACAGGCCAAGUCGAUCUUAAUGCCGAUGCUCUCGAAGUUUUCGAGUACCGCCAUGACUGGGCGACGUUUAACUUCACCAGGGAGACAUUUCGGUAUCUCAUAUUCAACUUCUUCCCCGACGUCAUCCUACACCUCCGUUCGCAAGACGAGGAGCAAGUGCGCAACAACUACGACAGUGGCAACGAUCAUUACGCCUGGUUUCUCGGCCCUCGUAUGAUCUACACCUCGGGGAUUAUCUCUGACACUACCCGUGAGGAGACUCUAGAGGAGAUGCAAGAUAACAAGCUCGCUAUUGUUUGUGAAAAGAUCGGUCUCAAAGAAGGAGAGACGGUUCUAGAUAUUGGAUGCGGUUGGGGCACUUUGGCGAAAUUUGCGAGUCUCAAUUACGGUGCCAAAGUCACGGGCGUAACCCUUGCUCGUAACCAAGUCGAAUGGGGCAACGAUGGUCUUCGAAAAGCAGGUGUUCCUGAAGAGCAGAGCAGGCUUUUGUGCAGCGACUAUCGCGAUAUUCCAGCGCAAAAGUUCAACAAGAUCACGCAGCUCGAAAUGGCUGAGCACGUUGGCGUAAGGCGUCUGACAGGGUUCUUCCGCCAGUGCUACGAUAUGCUUGAGGAUGAUGGGGCUAUGUAUGUCCAGGUAUCUGGGUUCCGAAAAGCGUGGCAGUACGAGGACUUCAUAUGGGGCCUGUUCCUUAAUAAGUAUAUCUUUCCUGGUGCUGACGCUUCCACGCCCCUGUCCUUCUAUGUUGGUUGUCUUGAGAGCGCUGGUUACGAAGUCAAGAGCGUCGAUACUGUUGGUGUUCACUACUCCGGGACGCUCUGGCGAUGGUACAGAAACUGGCUUGGGAACGAAGAGAAAGUCAAAGCCAAAUAUGGCGUGCGCUGGUUCCGAAUAUGGGAGAUCUUCCUGGCCUACUCCACGAUCGCCUCUCGGCAGGGCUCUGCGACUUGUUUCCAGAUCGUCGUUGUGAAGAAUCUCAACGCAACACAUCGCAUCAAUGGUGUUUAUUCCCAGUAUGGUCUGCACGGUGCUCUUGAGGUAGCGAGGGCGGCUGGUAAGGCUGUGUUGCCCGAGUAG